Didymella exigua CBS 183.55 is the source of this 590-nucleotide messenger RNA. RefSeq lists its product as uncharacterized. NCBI's taxonomy places the organism in Eukaryota, Fungi, Ascomycota, Dothideomycetes, Pleosporales, Didymellaceae. The coding region runs from base 46 to 417 and encodes 123 amino acids. The record is from RefSeq and is a predicted model, not a curated record. The transcript is spliced from 2 exons.
UGGCAUUCUUCAUUAAUUAAGCAUCGACCAUUUCAGUAGUUGCAGAUGGCUGUAAUACGGCCCGAAGUCAGACCACAUGAGGUCAACGACGUUGAGCAAGUCGAGGUUCCCCAGUCGCAGAAGCCCCCGUGCCGGGCAGCAGCGGCUGUGAAAUCCAGAAACCAGGCUUCAAAGUUUUCGAGUCGAAACAAACUCUGGAGAACCCCCGGCUUUUGCCCGGGCACCGUUGUUGCUGUUCUUGCGAGCCUCUGUGUCAUCAUCUCGAUCGCAACACCAUGGCCUGCAAAGAAAUUGCAAGAUCCCAAUCAAGCAUUUGCUUCGAUUGGUCAGCGGAUAGAGUUUACCAGAAGGGACUCGGAGUAUGCCAUAUAUAGGUGUCCUUCACAAAAGAGCUGCCUGGCCAUGGAAUGCCUCUAGCUGUCAGUUUGUGGCGGCGCGGCGGAGUCGUGACUGCAUGCGGUCCUGCUUCUUACUGCUGUGGCACACGGCUUCAGCCAAUUGCAGCGCUAUCCAUUGUUGCCUAAUGCUGCUUCAGAUUCCAGCAUUGGGUUCUGCAUUGACAGUCGGUUAUUAAGCAUUCUCACACCGAC